GGCAAAGCAGUUGCCAUCUUGAAUGGCAUGGCUCUGUUAACGAAGUGCGCGAUAGUAAAAAAAGAUUAUUAUAUUUCUUAAAACCAAGUGAGCUACUACGUAUGGAAAUAAUUAAUAAAUAGUGAUAGUGCGUGUCGCACAAAUCUACAAAGAUGGAUGCUGUAAAAGCAUUCAAUGCAGAGCUUUCUGCUCUGUACGAUGUCAAGCCACCGAUAUCAAAAGCCAAAAUGAAUUCACUCACAAGAGGUGCAAUCAAGGCCAUUAAAUUUUACAAACAUGUUGUUCAGAGUGUGGAAAAGUUUAUACAAAAAUGUAAACCUGAGUAUAAGGUACCAGGUCUCUAUGUAAUUGAUUCAAUUGUCCGACAAUCGAGACAUCAAUUUGGAGUUGAAAAAGAUGUUUUUGCCCCAAGAUUCGCAAAAAAUAUGCAAAUGACAUUCCUUAAUUUACUCAAGUGUCCUGCCGAAGACAAGAGUAAAGUCAUUCGUGUUUUAAAUUUAUGGCAAAAGAAUGCCGUCUUCCCACCAGAAGUAAUUCAACCGCUCUUCGAUCUUGUCGAUCCAAAUCAUCCAAUACAUAAGGAGCAAUCAAUCAGUACAAAUGGAGUAAAUGCAGCUAGUGCAAAUGCUAAAGCAUCGCCGACAAUGAAAAGUGCAUCGAAAGAUCCAAAAAUGUUUUCCAGUACGAAAACCAUCGAUCCAGCCUGGUUGGCUCAAACGAAAAUGGAAACAGCCAAUAUGGUAAACGCACAUAAACUUUUGGGACAAUCUGGUUCGAAUCAGGUUGACGUGAAUAUUCUAGAUCAAUUGCAACACUUACAACAAUUAUUGUUAAAGAAACAAGAGGCAGCGAAUGAGGCUCAAAGUUCAGUGAAGUUCGACAAGAAACUACUUGACUUCGAUUAUGGCGAGGAAGAAGACGACGAUGUUGUUGUCACAAGCAGUUCACCAGUUUUAAAUCCGAAUGUCAAUCAACAUAAUGCCGUAUCAACGACAGGAAGUCUUGAGAGUUUGGGACUUUUAUUGACGAAUCCCGAAGUUUUGAGGCAGCUACAAACACUGCAACAAACAAUGCAAACCGGACAAUCGCAACAGGAGAUGGAGGAGAAGAUGCGAAAAUUACAACAAAUGAAACAACAAGAGGAGGAAUUCGAUAAACAUCUUGCUCAAACUGUUCCAAAAUUGUUAUUUGAACGAAUAUUUCAGAAUCUUCCGUUUGCUUCUGAGUGUGAAUUAAAACCUUCAGACGUAUUGAAACCAAAUCAAGGAUUGUUUCCUGGUAAUUCGAAUUCGGGAUUGAUACAGCAGGAUAUGAGUCAACCGCCUCCUGGUUAUCCGCCUGCUCUGCCUUUUACGUCGCAACCACCUCCUUUAAUUAGAACAUUGCCACCAGGUCCACCACCUCCUUCACAAAGUCCUCUUAUUGAUGAAAGUAGGAGCAUCACUGAGAGGCGAGACAGUAGCAGUGUGGAGAUAGUCAACGAACCAGUGAGAUCCCAAAGUCGCUCGCCGGAACGUUAUCGUCGUCACAGUCGAUCUCGAUCACCUCGACAUAGAGAUAGAGACAGACGGGACAGAGACCGCGACAGAAAGUCUCGAUCAAGGUCAAGGUCGAGACGAGUAAGAUCACGCUCAAGAGAUCGUAACAGAAAACGAGACGAUAGUCGAGAGAAAUUAACCGAGGAGGAAAGAGAAAAGGAACGAGAACGUAGAAAGCGAGGACUUCCUCCAAUUGUUCGAGAGAAACUCAGUGUUUGCAGUACAACACUUUGGGUGGGUCAUCUUUCAAAAUUGGUGCACCAGGAAGAAUUGUCCGAUACCUUUGGAGAAUUAGGAGACAUUGUUAGUAUUGAUUUAAUUUCCCCUCGAGGUUGUGCAUUCAUUUGUAUGAAUCGAAGACAAGAUGCCUAUCGUGCUCUGACGAAACUGAAAAAUCAGAAAAUGCAGGGAAAAGCAAUUACGCUGGCGUGGGCUCCGGGUAAAGGAGUUAAGGGAAAGGAAUGGAAGGAUUACUGGGAAGUGGAAUUGGGAGUGAGCUAUAUUCCUUGGAAUAAAUUGAACAAUAUUUCUGAACAAGAACUCGAACUUUUGGAAGAAGGUGGAAUGAUUGAUGAAGACACAUUGCCUAUGAGAUUGAAAGGUAAAUUGAAACAUGCGAUAAACGCAGAAGGAGUGCGUCAACAAUUACAAAUGCACAAUUUACCUCCAGGAGGAAUACAAUUGCCUGAAACAGUUGGAAACGUAAAUGAAAAUCAAGCACCUCAACAAUUACUGGAUACUAGUCAACCGCCACCUAUAAGACCGCCAACUUCUGCGCCUCUGCUGCCGCCACCACCGCCAAAUCCUCAGCUGCAAAUGAUGCCACCAGGAUUUCCUAUGUCCAAUGUUCCACGUAUGUUAGGACCAAUGGGCUUGCAAAUGCCACACGGCUUGAUGCCAAAUGUUCCAAUUGGAGUUCCGCCACCAAAUAUGCAAGGACUACUUGGUCCCCCGGGUAUGAUGCAGCAAAUGAUGCCAUCACAGGUCAAUACACCUUUCGGAGCAGGAGUCAACGUUGGAUUACUCACUCAAAUUCCACUUCCUGCGCCUGCUGCUCCUUCCGAUAAACCCAAUUCAACUGGUAUGCCGCCAAACGUUCCACCGCUUGGAGUUCCGCCACCCACUUCAGAAUCCAAUUUACCCAGUUUGCCAAUGAUGCGUCAGCCCUUUGGCGUCGGACCUCAAAUGCAGAUGCACUUAGCUCAGCAGCAUCAUCAUCAACAGCAACAGCAACAUAACUCGGACGACAUGGACGUGGAAAUGGAAGACGUAAUGCCUCCGACAACAAGCAAUCCUCCAAAAGAAAAACAACAGAGUCUCAGUGAUCAACUUUUAGCUGCAAUUGGAAAAGGACCAGACAGCCGUUUGGACAACGAAUCGUCUCAUCGCGAUUUUCGUGAUAGGGACCGAGAUCGCGACAGUCGCGACAGAAGAGAUCGUGACGAUCGUGACAGAGGUCCUCGCGAUCGCAGUGAGAGUGACAGACAUGAUCGUGGCAGAGAUCGUGGCCGUGGAAGAGAUCGAGGUCGUGAUCGAAGACGCGACAAUCGUGAUAAGGAUCGUGACGAGAGACGAGAGCGCGACCGUGAUAGUCGAGAUUCAAGUUCGAGACAUCAGGAGAAUAAUCCACCUUCAACUAAUGCGAAUAGUGAGACAUCGGGUAAAAAGGAAGCAAAAAUGAGUCUCGCCGAUCGCCUCCGUCAAUUGGCGGAUGGAACUCUGCCUAUCGACGAUCGUAUGGAGAGAAAUCGUAAUCGCAGCAGUGAGAGAAUUGACGCUCCGCCCGUACGUCGAGCAAAUGAUGCACCACCGGCGCUGAUGGAUUUGCCGAAAUUCCCGCAAGAGAGACCCGAAUUUCCACUACGUGGACCCGAAUUCCGCGGUCAUCCUCGUGGACCAGACGCUCCACCGGAACAUCCACGUGAUUUUCCACCUCGUGGUCCUGGUGAUCGCGAGCGACCGAACUUUGGACGGCGGGGUUCAAUUGGACCACCAAUGCGGGGACUUGAGGAGUUUCCCGAUGCGCGAAUGCUCGGCGGACGAUUUCCGGAGGACUUUGAAAAUCGAAUAGGACCGGGACCGCGUCAGGAGGACUUCGAUCUUAGAUUGGGACCACCACGUGAUGAAUUCGAGAGGCCGGACAUGAGGGGACGGCAUCCAGUGGACGAUUUUGAACGAGAGCGUUUUGAAUUCGAGAUGCGUCAACGUGAGGGUUUUGAUCCAAGAAUGCAGGACGGAUUUGACGGUAGGAAUAUCAGCGAACAUCCCGAUUUCGAUCACAGGAGGAGAGGAGGCGGUGAUUUCUUCCAUGGACCAAUGGAACCCGGCUUUGGACCACCACCAAUGAUGGGACCAAGAGGUCCCCGAGGUCCUCCAAUGGGCCCCGAUGGAUUUGGACCCAGAGGUCCUGGAAUCGGCCCACGUGGACCACAUGGUCCGCCAAUGUUCCAUCCAAGGGGAAUGGGACCACGUGGCAUGAGGCCCGGAAUGCGACCACCAUUUGGACCACGUGGACCGCAAUUUGAUGCCAGAGAGAAGGAGCCAUUCUUCCGGCCGCCAUUCGACGACGUUCAUCGCCCACCUGGUCCUCUACUUCGACCACCAUUCGGCCCAAUGGGUCCAAAGGGACCACACGAUGGACCCUGGAGAAAUCCAGAGAAUGGACCGUGGAUGGAGCCAGCUGGUCCCGUCGAUCUUGAUGAACACACUCAACGCGACAAUCAUCAUCCCAAGUCCAAGUUUCCAGAUCAUAAUAAAAGUGGAACAUCAUCGUCAUCAUCAACAACAGAUCGUGAGAAUCGUAAUCGAAGUCGCAAAUCAAGAUGGGGCAAUGUCAGUCCAUCAUCAAUGGCAGAUGAAGCCGCCGAUUCUGAACGACCCGAAGGCGAAAAAAGACCGAGACGACAAUCAACCGAUCAAUUCGAGGGUGAACAUAAUUCAAGUAAAUUCAAUGAAUCAGUGAACGACGAACGACCACCAGGCACAGAAAACGAGAGUUUCGACGAUGCCAAAUUCAAUCCACCGAAACCACCACUCGAACCAAAUGAAUCAAUCAACGAUGAGAAGACAACUAAUAAUCAGUGUUUCGAAACACCCAUUGAACAAUCUGACGAAUCAUUUGCACCAACGAAUAAAACUCAAGAUUUUGAACCUGCCAAUAAUGAAAACUUUGAAUCUGCCAAUAAUCAAGAUAAUUUCCAACCUCCCGAGAACAUUGUGGUUAAUGAGAAAUUCGAACCUCCUCCACCUCCUCUUCCUCCUAGUGAGCCGCAAAUGGUGAAUCAAGUUUUUCCACCUCCGGAGAAUAAUGAACAAUUUUACGAACCCGAACCACCAAUGGAGAUGAAGGCUGAUUUUCCAAUUGAGGAGAAGCAACCAGAACGUGAAGCAGUUAGUGAAUGUGUUGUUAGUGAAGGACCUUGUGAGCAACAGGAACAGGAACAAUCUUCCUUGUAACGAACCCUUUCGAAAAAAACGAGAGAGAUUUGCUAGAUUUAUGAAGAAAAAGAAAAAUUCAAGUGUAAAAUAUGGUCCUGAGUGUGUACAUAAGGAAGUGAAAAUCCGUAAGAGGAUAACUAAAGUAUUUUUGACUCCGGAGUGGUGAGGGAGCAUUUUGGGUCCAGUGAGUCUUUAUCAUUAAAACUUUCUCUUUAAAAAAAAGCAAUCGUUUUUUGAGCCGUUUGAGAAAAAAGAAAGAGAGUUCUUGAUCGAUAUCUGCUGCUUAAACAUAACUGUGAUAGUGAACACAGGACCUACCUAUUUCUUUUUUUGUAGGUGAUAGCAAAAAAAAAAACACUCGGGUAUGUUUCAAAGCUUAUCAAAUUCUUUUUUCUUUUUUUUAACUCUUUUUUUAAAUAUUUUUUUUCUAGUCCUUUAUUUAUCUCGAAAAAGAAAACAGAUCGUGUACAUUUUUUUAUUCUUUCGUAACAAAAUUAUUUUUUUCCCAAAAAGAUUUAUAUUUGAAUAAUUAACAAUUUUUCCUUGAUUUUAGUUUAGUUCGUUUUUUGUACUAAUUUUUAAAUUAAAUCAUAAUGAACUUCUAUUUUUAACUUAAAUUAUUGUAAUUAAACGAAAAAGCAAGAAAAAUUGAAAUUGAAAUCAAUCUUUUUGGAAUUUUUUUUUGCACUUGACGAUUAAAUUUCAAAAAAAUGAUUAAAAGAACUUAUCGAGUGUGGAAUAAUUUUUAAUAAUGAGAAUUGUAUAGAAAAGAAAAAGUAAUCGAGACCCAUGAUCUCGAUUUUUAUACACCGUGAAAAGUCAUUUAAACGCGGAUAGAUAAUUUUCCGACUAAUUUUCUAAGAAAACAAAAAAGUCGAUGUGUGGUACUGUACAGUGAUAGUAUUGUACCUAUUGUCUUUAUACUUACUAAUUUAUUGUACAUAUUUUUAUAUUUUCUUAGUAGAAAAACAAAUUUAAUAAUUUUGUUGUGCAAGAAAUUGCUCAAGAAAAAAUAAAUAUUUUAUGUAUACACUUUAA
This is a messenger RNA of Leptopilina heterotoma, 6014 nucleotides long. RefSeq names its product SR-related and CTD-associated factor 4-like (gene Isha). Gene Ontology annotation, cellular component: nucleus. NCBI's taxonomy places the organism in Eukaryota, Metazoa, Arthropoda, Insecta, Hymenoptera, Figitidae. Bases 153 to 4994 code for a protein of 1613 amino acids. The transcript is spliced from 14 exons. Gene Ontology annotation, molecular function: RNA binding. The record is from RefSeq and is a predicted model, not a curated record.